UCUGGCAACACUGUCCAUUGUUUUGUCUGCGCUUUAUUUUGUUGUCUUUUGUUAAAUCGCGUUGCAAAUUUAAAGAAAUGGCCGAGGAAAUUGACGACAACGACUUUUACCGCGAGAACUUCAGUGCGGACUCCGAUUGGGAGGUAUUCAACGCCCAACUGGGAGAAAUUCUACAGAAAUGGGAUGUAUCUGCCGAUGUGGCCGACGUGGGCCGCAGCUUCAAAGCCGAGGAAAUCUUCCAGUGCAAGUGGAAAGUGGAAAGGGAAAAUCUGGAUGUGCUGAGAACAAGCAUAGAGGUGGAGUACCACCAGGCCAUACUGGAGGAUGAGAAGGAGGACACCAGCAAGGAGAACACCUGUUUGCAACGCACGUAUUGCCACCACGAUCUGAUGAGCAGCGGGAAUAGCUUUGGACCGCCCAUAAGGAGCUCCCAGGAGCUGCACACACUGGCCAGAAUCUACGGCCUAAGGCGUUUUAUUGUCCUGCAUCCAAUGAGUCCCAAUCUCAAGUACAUGAAGUCCACAUCGGAGUUCAAUUUCUUCCUGAGCUCAACUGCCGUGGUGGCCGCUGAAGUUCAGAGUGUGGUUCCCAUCUUUGUGCAGAUCUACGAUCCGAAAUGGAAUUUCUACAUGGGCGUGGCCUUAGCUCCUGCCCUAAGGACCAAUUUCAGGCUCGUAGGGUUGGAGAAGGCCCCGUCCGAGUGUCGAUUCCUGAUGGGUUUGCUCACCCUGUUCAGGGAAAAGGUGCCCACAUCGUAUUCCCAGGCUGCCAAGAUCUCUGUGUGCACUACGUAUGCUCUGGAUACCAUGCGCAUUCGUGUGCCCAUGUAUGUGCCCUUUGAUCAUGGUCUGUGCUCUGAAGAUAUAGUCGUUGACGGCGAAGUCUCGCAACUGGAGCUGGAGCACUUUUAUGCCUUACCGCAUGGCUAUACACCCGAAUCUCGGACGGAAAUCUACCUAGUCUACACCUGGCCAGAGUUAUCCGAGCAUGUGGCCUUUGACAGCGAACAAAGAACUGAUUUUGUGCCAUCCAAGGCUCCGCUGGGAAAGGUUUACCUAUCCGUCGAGGCUUUCUCGUAUCUCUCCAGCUGUCUGCAUGAUUAUCAGUCUGUGGGUGAAGUCACCAGAUCCCUGGAGUCCUAUGUGGGCAGGAAUUUCUCGGGAGUAAGCAGCGGAGCAGAGGCAGGAGCCAACCCCUUGGAUCGUAUCACAGAAACCAAGCUAACGCAGCGCAGAGAAAGGAGUUACGAGUUGCCCUCUCAGGCAGGUUUAACCAAGAAGCUGCCGGGACCCAUGACUGAGAGCGAGUUGAGUGAAUUACUGGCCUAUUUGUUCCCCGAUAUGCAUCCGGAUAUGGCUUUGUAUCCCUAUGCCAAAAAGAGUUUCAAGGAUAAGUUCGAUCCCAUGCGCAUUAAGAGUGCUGUUCCCGACUCUCUGGUCUGCCGUUUGAGCUGCCUGUUGGCCACCUGUCAUGCCCACCUGGGCAGCGUCGAGGGAAUGGCUCAAUUGUGGGCGGCAUUUACGCGACAGCUGCGACUCAUUUGGGAUAACUCACUCUUGGUUCCAGGAAUUUCCACUGGUUUUCCCGACACGCGCACCUGUCUGUUGCACCAAAAGUUGCAAAUGCUUAAUGUUUGUGUGGAACGUCGCGUGCAACGCGAGGCAAAUAGCAAAAGGAAAUCCGACUUAGUGAUCAGAAAAGCCAAUUCCGAGGAAGAUGAUGAGGAAGAAGAUGAUGAUGAGGGCGAGUUCUUCGAUUGCGAUGAUAUAACAGCCGGUUCUGGUUCUCCCUUAAAAGCUGUACCCAGCCUAAAACCCGAAGGUCGUCUGAGACGUUUAAAUGAAGAGAAAUUACUGGAUGAGCCCGAGGAGUACUUGUACAUACCAGAGACCCAAGAACCUGUGCCCAAGACAGAGGAUCAGUUGCAGGAUGAUGCUGAGGUUAUGCUAAAACUGGGUCCUGGUUCUGGUCUAACAACUCAAAUGAUGUGCACUUCCUUGCUCUCGGAUAUGGAGGCCUUCAAAGCAGCAAAUCCCAGAGGGAUAAUGGAGGAUUUUAUACGUUGGUACAGUCCCAAGGAUUGGGAGGAGGUCACAGAUGAAUUGGGUGAGGUGAAACAUCAAUUGAGUGUCCGAAUGACCACAGAGGGCAAUACCUGGCAAAAGGUGUGGGAACAGGCUCAGGCAGUGCCUGUAAACCGACAAAAAAGACUCUUUGAUGACACCAAUGAAGCCUUGAAAGUGCUUCAUUAUCUAGAGACGAGGAAAAUGCAUGAGAUUUAUCAAUUAACCAUAGUUCCCCUUCUACAUUCGGCCAUACUUAAACUUAUUGACAUCUUAAGUAAUGCCAAUGUGGAGGACUUGUUCAACUCUCAGAUUGAGCAACUUUUGGCCGAUCUUUGUAGACUCUCAAGAUCUCAUUCUGAUGAAUUACCUCCUCUGAAACCCUUACUAGAUGACUUGGCUGAAUUGGAACGUCGUUUUUACCAAUUUAAAUGCUUUGAGCGUCUCUCAGGAUGUCCCAAAAGGAGUUCUCUUUCCCAAGUGAAGCUACAGUUUGAGGAAAUCCUUCGGAAUGAAAAUUGUUGCACAAUUGUGAAUCGAAGACUGACAGCAGCUGGCGAUGGCACUCUCUAUGAUAUUCUUAUACCUAAACUUGAGCAGGAUAUGACAGAUCGUUUGAUCAGCAAGGAUUAUAUUAUCCGAUUAGAUGGAGAUACACAGAGCACCGAAAAAGGCCUGUAUUUAGGACCACAAUUCAUGAGAGCUAUAGUCACAGGCGAAAAACUAAGACUUUGUGGAGCCUUUACGGAAAGUACAGCAUUUGUUUAGGAAAAGGAUAUACAGGAGCCUAACAAAAUGAGAGAUCUUUGACUAUAUUUAAAGGGAUUAACAAAAAAAUCUUCAUAGAAGUUAUUAAGAAUGAAAAGUUAAAGUGUUCGCUUCUCGAAAUUCCACACAGCACAGUUUAAAUUUAUAAAAUAUAAACAUAAUAAUAUAAAAUAACUUAAUAUGCUAUAUAAAUUUGGUG
Drosophila serrata is the source of this 3030-nucleotide messenger RNA. It is a transcript of the gene Rab3GAP1, whose product is annotated as RAB3 GTPase activating protein subunit 1. The record is from RefSeq and is a predicted model, not a curated record. Gene Ontology annotation, molecular function: GTPase activator activity. Gene Ontology annotation, biological process: positive regulation of GTPase activity. Lineage: Eukaryota; Metazoa; Arthropoda; Insecta; Diptera; Drosophilidae.